Messenger RNA from Cutaneotrichosporon cavernicola, 4848 nucleotides. RefSeq lists its product as uncharacterized. The coding region runs from base 1 to 4848 and encodes 1615 amino acids. NCBI's taxonomy places the organism in Eukaryota, Fungi, Basidiomycota, Tremellomycetes, Trichosporonales, Trichosporonaceae. Gene Ontology annotation, molecular function: histone H3K36 demethylase activity; ATP binding; histone H3K9 demethylase activity. The record is from RefSeq and is a predicted model, not a curated record. Gene Ontology annotation, cellular component: nucleus; chromatin. The transcript has 3 exons. Gene Ontology annotation, biological process: chromatin remodeling; folic acid-containing compound biosynthetic process; regulation of gene expression.
AUGUCGGUAGUCGGCGAAGCCCCACCUGGAGCUGGCCCCGCCAGCGCGGUAGAGCCAGCUUCCUCAUCCCUCACUCCCUCAUCUACACCAGUCGAACCUUCCGCCUCCACCACUCCCCAUCCUCCCAGCUCUCCUUCAGCUCCCCCGCCGCGCGCGUCAAGAAGAGCUCAGCGAUCCACACGGCCAACCACAGGGUCCGCACCUCCACCUCCGGCGAUUUCCGACGUCGCAAGGCCUGCCUACUUCUUCCCCCUCAACAACAACUCUACAAAGUCUAUGGAAUGCGAGCCGGAGCCAAUACCCGACGACCUCAUCGUGAUGCCUGAAGACGACCCCGGCGCACUGGCCGGGAUUCCCGUGUUUAAACCCACCUACGACGAGUUCAAGGACUUUGACGUGUACAUGGAGCGCGUUGCCCCGUGGGGCCAGCGCUCGAGCAUUGUCAAGAUCAUCCCGCCAAAGGAGUGGGUCGAUGCGGUUAACCUCAUCAGUCCGCGCGAGAUGAGCGAGCUCCAGAUCAGAAGCCCUAUAGAGCAACAGAUGUUGGGCAAGAAUGGCGUGUUCGUACAGCGCAACAUUGAGCGCAACCGCAACAGGCCUCUCAGCGUGCAAGAGUGGUUCAAGAAGUGCUCGCACGACGACUUCCUGACCCCGGAUCCUCGGCAGGGCGACCGUACUGUCGACCGUGACUCGAAGGACGCGCGCGCAUGGCAGCGCGAACGAGUUGCCACAAUCAAGGCUGAGAAGCUUGCUAAGCGGGAGGCGGCGCUCAAACGUAAGCAGGAGCGCGACGCGAAGAAGGCCGAGGAGCAGGCAGCGGCAGACUGCGCCAACCCUGAUUCGAGCUCAUUCCGCACUCCACCCGGAAGCCAGAACAGCGACGACGACGUGCCCGAGUUGGAGGACGCGUCACACACCUCCAACUCGGAUGGCGAACCAAUAGCCACCCCCGAGUUGUCGUCGCCCGCGAAACGCAACUCAAGACGCGAGCCAGAAUCAAAGCUGUCGCCAGUCGACCCAUUCUACGAGACGGCCGACUUCAAAAAGAACUGGCUGCCGGCUGGUGCGACACAGGACGAUUUUACAGUGUCUGGUUGUGCAAACAUUGAGAAGAAGUUCUGGAAAUCGAUCGGCAUGGCGCGUUCGAGCUGGUACGGAGCCGAUCUUGCGGGAUCACUCUUCGCCGACCCCCAAACGCCCUGGAACGUCGCUCACCUCCCGAACCUCUUGCAGCGCAUCAAGGACAGGCUCCCAGGUGUCAACACGCCUUAUCUUUACUUUGGCAUGUGGCGCGCCGCCUUCUCGUGGCACGUCGAGGACAUGGACCUCUUCUCAAUCAACUACAUCCAUUUCGGUGCGCCGAAGUUCUGGUACGCCGUCCCGCAGGCCGACGCCGAUCGUUUCGAGACUGUCACGAGGAGCUACUUCUCCAACGACGCAAACGGAUGUGACCAGUUCAUGCGCCACAAGAGCUGCACGCUGUCGCCGACCAAGCUCGCGCAGGAGGGUAUUCGCGUUAACAAGCUCGUCCAUUUCCAGAAUGAGUUCGUCAUCACCUUCCCUCGCGGCUACCACGCCGGCUUCAACAUGGGCUUUAACUGCGCCGAGAGCGUCAACUUUGCGCUUCCGUACUGGCUCGAGAUCGGCAAGAAGGCCAAGGCGUGCACCUGUGUCAACUUCAGCGUGCGCAUCGAUGUCGACCGCCUUCUGCACUCGCCGUCGCCGACGCCCGAUGCCGAGGCCAAGAUCGAGGAGGUGCCAAAACGACCACGGAAACGCAAAUCUACUGACGCGCCCACUCCACGCCAGCCACGCGCCAGGAGGCGAAGGACAGAGAAUUCAUCCGCCCGGCCGUCCGUCGCUCCGUCUGAGGAGAGCCCAGUCAGAGUCAAGGUCGAGGAGCCUGCACCGCCUCCCAAGCUCCCGGUCAUCCGAUUACGCAUCCCGCAGCAGUUUCUGGAAUUGUCAAAACAGGACAAGCCAAAGUCCAGUAUCAUACGCGAGACCCCGAAGCCCCCAUGCGUCCUUUGUCCGUCGCUGGCGAUGGACGACCUGGCGCCAGUGUACCAGCCAUCGGACGCGAUCCGGGCCCUGUCGGCCACUCCGGGCGUCAACGCGCAUGUGUCGUGUGCCAUCGCCGUCCCAGAGGCUUACACCGAGGACGUUGAUGUCGGCGACGGUAGCACGGCCACUUACAUCAGGGGCCUGGACGACAUUGGCAAGGACCGCUGGAAGCUCAAAUGUGCGCACUGCGUCGACAAGCGUUCGGCGACCACGGGCACCAAGAUACAGUGCACGAAGGGCAAGUGUGUACGCGCGUACCACAUCCCAUGCGCCCGCAACAAUCCGCAGGUGUCGUACUGGGCCGGCGAGAGGCUCGUGAACGGCGUGCCGUCGUUCGGUGUCGAGCUCCUUUGUCCGACUCACAACCCUGCCGUCGUCGAGAUGAAAAAGCGCAUGGCUCAGGACGAACUGCGUCGUAAGGUCCUGGAGUUGAGGGCUGGCGCCACCAUCAAGAUCAAGGCGAGCGGUGGCUCGUACGAGGCGAUACUUGUGAGCGUGAACGAGGCCCACUCGACUGUGCUCGUUCAAGUGGCAGACGGCACCAGACGCCCGAUGCCGUGGACGGCGCUCGACUUCCAUGCUCGGCAACCACGGAUGCUGGAGAACGAGUACGCCGGGCCACCCAAGCGGAGUCGCAAGGAACAGCAGCAUCCCCCGACACCCGUCUCCGUCUCCCCGGUUGCACAGAUUCGAGGUCACCAGGCAUCAGUCUCGCCUGUGUCGCAGAUCCGCGCCCACCCAUUGCCAACUCCUGCUAUGACCCACGCACCCUUCAUGCCUCAUCCCCAUUCUCCUGUUGCCCACACUCGGCCACAGUCGCACUCUCCAGUCGCGCACCCCAGGCUGCAUUCCCACUCUCCUGUUGCCCACACCAGAGCGUCUCACCACUCAGUCUCUCCCGUAGCGCAUCCAAGAGUCAUCAACCAUGGGUACGCCGAACCACCACCCCACGUCUUGCACCAACCCCACUACGUCCCACGAAGUCCGGCGCACUUCUAUCCGCAAGGCCCGACCUACGCUCCAGUUCCCAACACCAUGCUCGUCGACUCGAAGGGCGGGCGCGUGCCACCACACAUGGGCUACCCCCCGGGUGGAUACCACCACUGUGCGCCGGGACCAGGCAACUACGGGCCAGGACCAGCAAUGGUUGAGCACGCUAGAGGUGCGCAUCCAUACCUAGCGUACCCUCCGCGGAUGCCGAUACCCGCACCAGGACGUGUAAUGGCUCAGAGCUAUGGUGCUCGUCCGCUCCUGCAUGCUCCACCUCCUCCGCAUCUCAUGACGAGCGCUCCAAUGGGACACCAAGCACAAUCGAAUGGCGCUCCUGGCGGAUGGAACCGAGGAUAUCCCCCGCCAAAUAGCUCGCCAGCGGCCCCACCUCCGCCUGCCCUGCCACCUAUUGCGUCAGGUGGGGUCGGUAAGAUUGAUCUCGGCCUGGAUCGGAUGCGGGAGUUGAUGCGCGGUCUCCCGCCAAUGACCGUUCCGGCUGUCCACCUGGCUGGGACGAACGGCAAGGGGUCUGUGUCGGCGUUGCUGGAGUCUUGUUUCCGCGCCGCUGGUUUCCGCACGGCGCGUUACAACUCCCCUCAUCUCCUGGAGGCACGUGACGCUGUGCGUAUCAAUGGACUCCCUCCGUCUCGUGAGCAGUACGCCGAGGCACAGGCCCAAGUCGAGCGUACUGCCAAAGAGCGCAAACUCGAGCCGACAACGUUCGAGGUUGCCACGGCGGCCUUCUUCUACCUCGCCUCGACGGUUCAACCUCCUGUGGACGUCAUGAUCGUGGAGUGUGGUAUGGGUGGCGCACGUGACGCAACCAACGUUAUGCCCGACCAGAUCAUCCUCGCGUCUGGCCUCACCUCAGUUGGCCUCGACCAUACAGACCGCCUCGGAAACACCAUUGCCGACAUCGCCCGCGAGAAGGCAUCGAUCCUCGUCCAGGGUGCGGUGCUGGUAACGUCGCCCAACCUGCACCCGGAAGCGACGUCUGUCGCGCACGCGAUCGCCGCCGAACGCGGUGCACACUUUGUGCAGGCUGCGCCGAGCGCGAUGCUGGCACCGCAGGGUGCGCUGUCGCUCGUACCGUUCCGCGAGCCGGCGCCUUCCCAGAUCCGUACACCACUGGCAGGCACAGCAGCCAAGCACCUUGACACCUCGCUCAGCUUGGGCGGCGCGCACCAGCUCGACAACCUGUCUCUGGCGCUGACGCUUCUCGACGUGAUGAGGCACGACAGGCGCGCUGUGUCGAUCCAACCUAGGCUCUCGCAGAUCACAGAGGCGCACAUGGUCGCCGGCGUCGCAAACACCCGGUGGGAGGGGCGCUGCUCGUGGCUCGCUUGGCGUGACGGCGAUGUGACCGUUCCCAUCCUUGCGGAUGGCGCACACAACGCCGACUCGGCCGCCACGCUGCGUGCGUACAUUGACGGUCUCAACCUGCCAAACCGCCCGCGCACCUUUGUCCUCUCCCUCUCGGCCAACCCUGGCAAGACGCCGCAGAGUGUCCUCGCGCCUCUCCUGCGCCCUGGUGAUCGUGUCGCGCUCGUCGACUUCACUACACCCGUCGACGGCAUGCCGUGGAUCCGCCCAGCGGACAAAAGCGCCGUGCGUGCGGCCGCCGAGGCGCUGCAGGCCGGCGAGAUCGUUGACAUUCCCGGUGCUGGACCACAGGCGGUCGCGAACGCGCUCCGCUGGGCCCAGGGUGACUGGAAUGCGCGCGGACCAGGACUCACGGUCGUCUGCGGGAGCUUGUACCUUGUCGCGGACGUGUACCGUCUCAUCGGCGCUUAG